Molecule: messenger RNA, 741 nt
Organism: Zea mays
Lineage: Eukaryota; Viridiplantae; Streptophyta; Magnoliopsida; Poales; Poaceae
Exons: 2
Coding region: 47-391 (114 amino acids)
Source: RefSeq, marked validated
UCCCGACCUUUGGUCAGGCAAAGGAGGCGGCCAACAAGGACGAGCGAUGGUGACCAAGGUCAUCUGCUUCCUGGUGCUCGCAUCCGUGCUCCUCGCCGUCGCUUUUCCCGUGUCUGCUCUGCGGCAGCAGGUGAAGAAGGGCGGCGGCGGUGAAGGCGGAGGCGGAGGCAGUGUUAGCGGAAGCGGAGGCGGCAACCUGAAUCCCUGGGAGUGCUCGCCCAAGUGCGGGUCGCGGUGCUCCAAGACGCAGUACAGGAAGGCCUGCCUCACCUUAUGCAACAAGUGCUGCGCCAAGUGCCUCUGCGUGCCACCGGGGUUCUACGGCAACAAGGGCGCCUGCCCCUGCUACAACAACUGGAAAACCAAGGAAGGAGGGCCCAAGUGCCCCUAGAAGAUCCACCGCAGCUCCCGUCCGCCAUUGUCCCCCCUUCUCCGAAUCUGGAACGUGUUGUUCAUCUUCGACCACCCCCUAGGCUUGGCAUUUUAUUACUAGUAUAAUGCUAGUGUCCGCCCGUUGCUUAAUCUGGAAUGCUACCAGCCAGAUCUCCAUGCUCUCCUGUGAGCCACUCGGCAGAGUGAGGAUUACUAGGUAGGGUGGCAUGUCAUGUGCUCCACCCUCCACUGGUACGAGUCAAUCAACUAAAGCUACCCCCGGAUUGAUGAGGAACAUCCCGCGCGAUUAGUGGGGCAUGUCAUUACAUUCAUCAGCUUCUAUAUAUAAACUAGAUAAACUUUUUAUCA